AUGAACGUCACUAUUCCGGACAUCGCCUGUUAUUCGCCCGGGCGAGACGUGGUGGUGCCGCCGCUGCUGACUCAGACCCACGUCAUCCCCCCGAAGCGCGCGCACACUGCGGCUUCUGAGGGUUCUCCCCCCACCUCACCUCCUCUCUACGGCGGCCGUACGAUCCGUGUGCUGAUGGUGACGUCAGCGAGCAGCAUUGCUGACGCGAGCAGCGACAGCAUCAAGGUUGAACGCAUGCACCAUAACUUCGCUGUGGAGAAGUGGUUGAUCGAGCUGUACACGUCCAAUGCAGCAGCCAUCUACGGGUGGAAGGUGGUGUUCCGAGGCGACAGCGAGCAGGCUGGGGGGGUCCGAGGGGAUGCCUCUGAAAUUACUACUGCCGCUGGUGCUGCUGCUGGCGCUGCUGUUGGCGAUAGUGCUGCUGCUGGCGCUGCUGUUGGCGAUAGUGCUGGUGCUGCUGCUGGUGCUGCUGAUGCUGAUGGUGGUGCAGCGGGUGACAACAGCGAGUGGGGAGAGAGUGUGUUCUGCCUGGUGCCUCCCGGUCGGGCUCAGUGGACCGUCCAGCUCGCCAAGGCAAUCCUCUCAGGCUGCAUCCCAGUGACAUUCCUCCGUGCCAACGACAACCCAUGGUCCGCAUCUCUCCACCGCCACAAAGCACCAGCAGCAGCGUCCGCCUCUGCCACGCCCGCUGCCACCGCCUCUGCCACGCCCUCGGUGCCCUCGGCCCUCAACUACCCGGUGUUCUCACUCAACAUCGACCCGAUGGAUCUCGACUCGCUGCCCCGCCGCCUGCAGGACGCGUUUGAUCGCCCGGGGCUCGUGGAGCGGCUGCAGCACAACCUGGGGCUCGUGCAGGAAAUGUUCAAGUGGCAUGACUCCCUGGACCGGGGAGCAGGGGAGGUGCUCAUGAGCAGGCUGAGGAGGAUCGGAGCAGCGGUGGCACAAUCGCAGUUGCUUUAA
Molecule: messenger RNA, 960 nt
Organism: Closterium sp. Naga37s-1
Lineage: Eukaryota; Viridiplantae; Streptophyta; Zygnematophyceae; Desmidiales; Closteriaceae
Source: the annotation of a GenBank genome assembly